Myripristis murdjan (pinecone soldierfish) is the source of this 2064-nucleotide messenger RNA. RefSeq names its product solute carrier family 35 member B4 (gene slc35b4). Gene Ontology annotation, biological process: UDP-N-acetylglucosamine transmembrane transport. The coding region runs from base 404 to 1402 and encodes 332 amino acids. The record is from RefSeq and is a predicted model, not a curated record. The transcript has 10 exons. Gene Ontology annotation, cellular component: endoplasmic reticulum membrane; Golgi membrane. NCBI's taxonomy places the organism in Eukaryota, Metazoa, Chordata, Actinopteri, Holocentriformes, Holocentridae. Gene Ontology annotation, molecular function: UDP-xylose transmembrane transporter activity; UDP-N-acetylglucosamine transmembrane transporter activity.
UAACGUGUCGGUAAAUCACAACUGCGCAGUAAUUGAGCCGUUAACUAAUAUAUAUGUCUUUUCACGACUUUUAAAUUAUAUAUCUAUGAUUAUAUGCUGAUAUAAAAACUGAUAUUUUAAACCUCGCCAGCAACACAGAGACAGUAAAAUAAUAAUUUUAAGCGGCCGUGUGUUUCCCGGCGCGAGGUGCGGUUUGAACUACAACGCCCAUGAGUCCGGAUGAGGAAGAGACGAGUGUAACCUCAGAAAAGACGUGUUCGCCGAAACCAGGAGUUUUUGUGGAGCAGAAGGCACUCGGGGUAGAAAUACGUGUGGAUAUUUGCCAGAAUGCAUUUGUCGGGAAAUCGCAUUAAGAAGUGACACAGUUAUAGAAAAGCGUUCAAGUCGUUUUUUGUUUCCAAUCAUGGGUCCCUUGUUUGCCGUUCUUCUUGUUUUUGUUGGCUGCUGCAGCAAUGUGGUGUUCCUGGAGCUACUUGUAAGAGACUUUCCUGGAUGUGGCAACAUUGUCACUUUUGCUCAGUUUGCAUUCAUUGCACUGGAGGGAUUCAUCUUCGAGGCAAACUUUGGGAGGAAGAAACCAACAAUCCCUAUAAGCAACUAUGUGAUCAUGGUGACCAUGUUCUUCACAGUUAGUGUGAUUAACAACUAUGCCCUCAACUUCAAUAUUGCCAUGCCGCUGCACAUGAUCUUCAGAUCUGGAUCGCUAAUCGCUAACAUGAUCCUGGGUAUAAUCAUUCUGAAGAAAAGGUAUUCAGCAAGUAAAUACCUGUCAAUAGUAUUAGUUUCUGUUGGCAUCUUCAUAUGCACCAUCAUGUCUGCCAAAGAAGUGAACUUGUCAAAUGAAGGCUCAGAGGAGCAAGGUUUCUAUGCCUUCUUGCGCUGGCUUAUAGGUAUUGCCAUGCUGACCUUUGCUCUACUAAUGUCUGCAAGAAUGGGCAUUUUUCAGGAGACACUGUACAAGCAGUACGGUAAACACUCCAAGGAAGCGCUCUUCUACAAUCACUGUCUGCCUCUGCCUGGCUUCCUGCUUCUGUCCACAGACAUCUACAACCACUGUGUGUACUUCAACCAGAGCACUCCUGUAGCGGUGCCUGUGAUUGGCCUGACCAUGCCAGUAAUGUGGGUCUACCUGCUGAUGAACGUCAUCACACAGUAUGUGUGCAUCCGCGGUGUCUUCAUCCUGACCACAGAGUGUGCCUCGCUGACUGUCACUUUGGUGGUGACCCUGAGAAAGUUCCUCAGCCUCAUCAUCUCCAUCAUUUAUUUCCAAAACCCCUUUACAGCCUGGCACUGGGUAGGCACAGCUGUGGUCUUCCUGGGCACCCUGCUCUACACGGAGGUGUGGAGCAGCGUGCAGACGGCCCUGCGUGGGCCAGACGUUAAGGAGAAGAAGGCACAGUGACAUCAGCAAAGGACUGGUCUAAAAAGAGGACUAGAAGGAGCCUCUGUGUGGAGCGUCGGUCAUGAACCUCCAGGCUGCAGCUGCAAAGCCAAGAUUGUUUUUGUUUUUGUCUCUCUUACCCUGCAGCUGCAGCAGACCCAGUAUUAUUUUAGAUGGCUGUUUUCUAUGAGUAAUAUUUAACAUUUUGUUUUCAUACUUGAUUUGCAAUGUGGAUUGUAAGUAAAUGAUUCCCCCUCCCGAAGGCUGAGAGAACCACAUCACUAGAAAUACCUCACCAGCACUCCACAAAUGCAAAACCAGCAAACAGUGUACAAUGUCAGUUUUUGUUUUAUUGAGUAAAUAUUUAUUAGAUCAUUUUCUAAAUGUGAGAGUACUUUGUGAUACGUUGUCUAUUAACAUUCAUUUUAGCAGCCACGCACUGAACACCGUGAAUGAGCGUAGCGGGUUAUCAUAUUUACUGGAAAUCUUGAAGACAGGGUUUAAAUAUUUUCAAGUAGAUUUAUUUCAUUGGUGCAGGGUGUUGGGGCUUUCUCACGUGUCAUUGUCAAGUUUGUCUGUCUCAGGUGGUCUGGACCAAUAUUUAUCAACAGAAAACACGCUGUACUGUAGUAAAUGAUUCCACCCAUCCUUGCCAACUGAAAUAAAAAAAGUGACAAAAUGUA